Molecule: messenger RNA, 981 nt
Organism: Caenorhabditis briggsae
Lineage: Eukaryota; Metazoa; Nematoda; Chromadorea; Rhabditida; Rhabditidae
Exons: 6
Coding region: 1-981 (326 amino acids)
Source: RefSeq, a predicted model, not a curated record
AUGAUGAACGAGUUUGAGAAGGAAAAUCGACGAUACUUCGCGGACCAGGAAUUCCGUCGCCCUCGUCACAAACCGGAUCAAAAUAUGGUUGAAUAUUGGGUACCGCCGGAAAAGACACCCGUUGUUAAGAAAAAUACAAAUGGGGUUCAAAAUGGAAAUCAAAAUGGGCAGCCGAAAAAGCUGAAUCAAGUGGGUCCUGCCUCCACUCCAGGCAACAACGGAAACGGGAAACGAGCCAUGAAAAUUCCAAAAGUCAAGGAGCCACGCGGAGGCGACAAUUCGAGCAAAAAGAGCUCAGCAGAUCAAGCUCCCGGUGCUCUACGUGUGAUGUACUGGAAAAUGAGUCAGUACUUUGAGAAGAUCGGAGAAGCUGUAAACCAUCAAUAUCAAAAAGUGAUCAUGUUCAGAAAUCGAAUGAAGGCCAACAAAGUAGCACCGAUACAUACAAAAGUCCAAUCUCGUCAUCUGGAACUUGAACCCCUCUGCUGCCUCUCCUCGUGUCUGGUCCGUGGCGGAUGUACUACUGUAGUCGUAUUCGAACUCUGUUAUGUCGUCGCCACUGCUCUUUGUAUAUUCGAAGCAAUGCUCCGGAAGAAAUUCGUUCUUUGGGAACCUUUUCCCAAAAGUUUUAAUGGCUGGUUCGCCCAUCCAUUGUUCUAUUACGCAAUCGCUGUUUAUGAUGUGACCCUAUUCAUAAUGGCUGUUGCCACUGCUCGUGCACUGGUGAAUUUCGACAAGACCACUCUCAACAUUCAUCACAUCUUUUGCGUUUUCUCAUUUUUCAUCAAUCUCGCUUUUCUGAUUUUCAGUAUUUGGUCACUAGCAAGUGUUGGUCCUUUAACGUUUACUCCGAUUAAUUGUCUUUUGAUUUUUUGUUUUUUGUAUCAACUUCCUUUAAACAUUUGGGGUUAUUUUGUUGUCAAAAGUUGUCGUGAUUUUUUCGCACUAAUCCAUGUCUUUGUCUCGUUGGCGGAAGCUUAA